AUGGCUUUGAACUUGGAAGCUGACCAAGUCGGGGUUGUCUUGUUCGGUUCUGAUAGAUUAGUCAAAGAAGGUGAAACCGUUAAGAGAACUGGUCAAAUUGUCUCUGUCCCAGUUGGUCCAGAAUUAUUGGGUAGAGUUGUUGACGGUUUGGGUAACGCCAUUGAUGGUAAAGGUCCAAUCAAGGCUGCUGCCUACUCCAGAGCUCAAGUUAAAGCUCCAGGUAUCUUGCCAAGAAGAUCCGUCCACGAACCAAUGCAAACUGGUUUGAAAUCCGUUGAUGCUUUGGUCCCAAUUGGUAGAGGUCAAAGAGAAUUGAUCAUUGGUGAUCGUCAAACUGGUAAGACCGCUGUCGCUUUGGACGCCAUCUUGAACCAAAAGAGAUGGAACAACGGUACUGAUGAAAAGAAGAAAUUGUACUGUGUCUACGUUGCCGUUGGUCAAAAGAGAUCCACUGUUGCUCAAUUGGUCCAAACCUUGGAACAAAAUGAUGCUCUUAAAUACUCCGUCAUUGUUGCUGCUACUGCUUCUGAAGCCGCUCCAUUGCAAUAUAUUGCUCCUUUCACUGCUUGUGCUAUCGGUGAAUGGUUCAGAGACAACGGUAAACACGCUUUGAUUGUCUACGAUGAUUUGUCCAAACAAGCCGUCGCCUACCGUCAAUUGUCUUUGUUGUUGAGAAGACCACCAGGUAGAGAAGCUUACCCGGGUGAUGUUUUCUACUUACAUUCUAGAUUAUUAGAAAGAGCUGCUAAGAUGUCCGAUGCUUACGGUGCUGGUUCUUUGACCGCUUUGCCAGUCAUUGAAACCCAAGGUGGUGAUGUCUCUGCUUAUAUUCCAACCAAUGUUAUUUCCAUUACCGAUGGUCAAAUUUUCUUGGAAGCUGAAUUGUUCUACAAAGGUAUCAGACCAGCUAUUAACGUCGGUUUGUCCGUCUCCCGUGUCGGUUCUGCUGCUCAAGUUAAAGCUAUGAAACAAGUUGCUGGUUCUUUGAAAUUGUUCUUGGCUCAAUACAGAGAAGUUGCUGCUUUCGCCCAAUUCGGUUCUGAUUUGGAUGCUUCUACUAAACAAACCUUGAACAGAGGUGAAAGAUUGACCCAAUUAUUGAAACAAAAGCAAUACCACCCAUUGGCUGCUGAAGAACAAGUUCCAUUGAUUUUCGCUGGUGUUAACGGUUUCUUGGACAACAUUGCUCUUGACAGAAUUGGUGAAUUCGAAGAAGCUUUCUUGGGUCAUUUGAAAUCUAACGAAGCUGGUAUCUUGGAAGCCAUCAAGACUAAAGGUGAAUUAUCUAAAGAUGAAUUGGAACACUUGAGAAAAGUCACUGAAGAAUUCGUUUCUACUUUCUAA
Candida tropicalis MYA-3404 is the source of this 1344-nucleotide messenger RNA. It is a transcript of the gene ATP1, whose product is annotated as F1F0 ATP synthase subunit alpha. The transcript has a single exon. Bases 1 to 1344 code for a protein of 447 amino acids. Gene Ontology annotation, biological process: proton transmembrane transport; proton motive force-driven ATP synthesis. Lineage: Eukaryota; Fungi; Ascomycota; Pichiomycetes; Serinales; Debaryomycetaceae. Gene Ontology annotation, molecular function: proton-transporting ATP synthase activity, rotational mechanism; ATP binding; ADP binding. The record is from RefSeq and is a predicted model, not a curated record.